This is a messenger RNA of Tarenaya hassleriana, 1328 nucleotides long. RefSeq names its product transcription factor MYB36. Lineage: Eukaryota; Viridiplantae; Streptophyta; Magnoliopsida; Brassicales; Cleomaceae. The record is from RefSeq and is a predicted model, not a curated record. Bases 126 to 1157 code for a protein of 343 amino acids. The transcript is spliced from 3 exons.
UCGUCCCUAUAAAUCUUGCCCUUAUUCUUUCGCAUUCAACACAUGUUCUGGUCAACUGAAGAAGAAGAAGAAGGACAUCGGAAACAGUAGAAGUGAAGACUGACUGGUUAAGAUCAGAGACAAGAAUGGGAAGAGCACCGUGCUGUGACAAGGCAAACGUGAAGAAAGGGCCGUGGGCGCCUGAAGAAGACGCAAUGCUCAAGGACUACAUCCACAAUUAUGGAACCGGCGGCAAUUGGAUCGCCCUUCCUCAGAAAAUCGGGCUGAAGAGAUGCGGAAAGAGUUGUAGGUUGAGAUGGUUGAAUUACUUGAGACCUAACAUCAAACAUGGUGGAUUCUCUGAAGAAGAAGAUAACAUCAUUCUCAGUCUCUACAUCAGCAUCGGCAGCCGGUGGUCCAUAAUCGCUGCUCAGCUUCCAGGGAGGACAGACAAUGACAUCAAGAACUACUGGAACACUAAACUGAAGAAAAAGCUGCUUGGGAGGCAGAAGCAGAUGAGUCCCUCUGACUCAAUCAGCGACUCUAACCAAAGCUCCAGGAGCUCUCAGUCUCAGAAUCUUAGCAACUCGGCUCUUGAAAGGCUUCAGCUUCAUAUGCAGCUUCAGAAUCUACAGAGCCCUUUCGCCAGUUUCUACAACAACCCUCUCCUUUGCCCUAAGCUUCACCCAUUGCUGGACCCGAGACUUGCAUCGCAAGAAAACUUCCCGUCACUAAAAUCUGAUCAGAACAAGUUUCCUCAAACCAAUAACCGAGUCUCACCGCUUUACGGCCAUUGCAAUGCAACCAUCUCUCCUAAUUCAAACCCCGUUGAACCAUCCUUAAACCCGUUUCUUGAUUUCCGGCCCAAUCCCAAUUGGUUCUUGGACAACCGAAGCUUCUUCUCAACAGGGUUGUCUCAGGAAAUUCAGUUGGAUCGUAACGGCUUGGGUCUCGUGAAAGAGAUGGACAACAGUUCCAAGGAUGCUGAAGUGGCUAAUGAUUUCGAUCUUCUAACCGAGAUGAACGUUGGUUCAAGUUUGUGGUCGGAGGAGUUCGAGAGGAAAAUGACGUCUCCGAGCUCCUGGGACUCGGGUUCGGCAUCUGUAAUGGGCCAGACAGAAAAUGGGAUCGUCAUGUUUCAUGAUUACGCCGAGAUGAGUUACGUCGAAAGUGCGUAACAGUUCCAUGCAUCGUGGUGGGGUUUUAUAACUAUUAGGGUUGCAUUGAUGGUUAAUUGCAUAAAUUGUAUUGAUAACGGACAUAAAGCUUGUACAAGCGUUGGGGUGAAAAUCUAUGUACUGUAUAGUAUCUUUUUGUAGUACGUUGUGGAUAAUAAUGUAAAUCAUAUG